Dicentrarchus labrax (European seabass) is the source of this 832-nucleotide messenger RNA. Its product is annotated as probable serine/threonine-protein kinase irlD. The record is from RefSeq and is a predicted model, not a curated record. The transcript is spliced from 4 exons. Bases 52 to 483 code for a protein of 143 amino acids. NCBI's taxonomy places the organism in Eukaryota, Metazoa, Chordata, Actinopteri, Moronidae.
GUCAGCGCAGGCCGACCAGCCACAAAAAGAAAAGGCUUGUCGGACUUUGAGAUGCCAGCUAAGAGGCUCAAAGCUGACAAGGAAUCUGUGGCUGUGACAAACAAAUCCUUGGUUCAGGUGUCUACGCCCAUCCAACACGCUCCACCCGCCACAGUUCCACGGGCCACAAAACGACAACUCUCACCUCUUUCAGAAACUUCAACAUCAAAGACGUUAAAAGUCAGUGAGGUACCAACUUCAGAGACUAAAGGCCCCUGCUCUGACGUGUACUCCAGUGGUGUCUCGCUCAGUCCGUCUCUCAGCGAGACCUCACAAAGCACUAAGAGACCCAGAACUCCUGAGCCUGAGACGCCAAGCAAAAAGUUCAAACAUGACCUGACUCCGCCCCCUGUCGAGCUCUCGGACUUGCCUCCUGGGCCCACCAAGCCUGUGACAACUGUGAAACGUGCCAUCAAGUUUCAGCUUCUCAGCAAGCGUAAUUGACUAGUUGAUGAGGCUGAACAUCAUACCGUCACCUUCUCGCUCCAAGAGGAAAAACUCCAUCCUCCAUCACCAGCUAUUCUGUUUAGUUUUCUUAUAUUUUUUGCUUGCUUAAGGGAACUCAUAUGUCCUAUGACGAUGUUCCCUCACAGCAGGUGUAACUGUUGGUUAAUGAGCCUGGGGAUUACUUUCUCACUCCCAACUAAGAAGAGAAACUCUGUCCCCCUUCACCAGCCAGCCAUUUUUUUGUCUUUAUUUUUUGCUUAUUGUGGUUUUGUAUUGCUUGUGGUGGGUUUCCUCCGGGUACUCCGGUUUCUCCCAGUAACAAAAAAGAAAUGAUUGUAAAUAGAGU